CAACAUUAGCAAAAAUAAUUACAACAACCAAUAACCGCAAAUUAAAUAAAACGUAAACCAUAAUUAUGACAAAAUGAGCGACAAACAAACAAAACUAAAGUUGGCUAUGAGAAGCAACAUGCAGCUUAACAGAAGUUUAACAGUCAUGUUAAUAAUGCUGAUACCACAGUUUGUGAGUCUCAACAGUGGUCUCAAAACUGUAAAUGCCGCAACGGCUGCAGCAGCAGGCAGUACAUUUUGCCUAUACCAGGAGCAGAAUAGUACCCAUCGCAAAGAGUUGGGCGCUGUUUGGUUUGGCGCACGGGAUCCUUGCCUGGUGUACACAUGCGCAGCAGGUGUGGAGACAGAUGCCCCACAAGCCCACAUAGUCGUCACCCAGGUGGAUUGCAAUGAGUUUUAUUGCGAUGUGGGAUCUGAACUACGUAAAGUUCCUGGAAGCUGUUGCGGUGAAUGUGUUCGCACUCAUUGCCAGCACAACAAUACUCUCUAUAGUGUGGGUCAAUCCUGGCACAAUGAUGCCGACUGCACCCUGUUGGAAUGUGGACAACUUGAAAAUGGUCAAAUAAUCAUCAACACUUAUCAGCGGAAUUGUCCACCCGUAGACGAAAAAUGUCCGCAUAUAGAAACUCGGAACUGUUGUCCCAUUUGUCGACCUGUUCCUAUAGCACGGGCAGAGGAAUUUCAAGAGGAGAUAUCUGAGGAUAUUUGGACAGCGGAAUGGUAUAGGCAACAUCCUUGUGUCCGCGAAUGCCAGGUGAAUGGGGAGCCUAUGACCUGUCACUAUACAUUUGUUGUCGAAUGGUAUCAGACGUUCUCCAAGGCUUGCUAUGAUUGUCCACUCAAUCUCACAGACUGUGCACGUCAGCAUUGUGUGAUGGGCGAUGGCCUGGAACGAGGCAUUACCGUGGUGAAUCGCAUGAUGCCUGGUCCAGCAAUUGAGGUCUGUGAAGGUGAUCAAAUUGUGGUGGAUGUGCAGAAUAGUUUACUGGGUGAAAGCACUAGCAUACACUGGCAUGGCUUGCAUCAGAAGAGCACACCCUAUAUGGAUGGAACACCGCAUAUCACGCAAUGCCCCAUAACUCCACAUGCCACUUUCCGGUAUAGUUUUCCCGCCGACAACUCUGGCACUCAUUUCUGGCACUCACAUACGGGUAUGCAACGUGGGGAUGGAAUGUUCGGAGCCCUGGUCAUACGGAAACCGAAAUCAACGGAGCCUCAUGGAGGACUAUACGAUUUCGAUUUGAGUGAACAUGUGAUGGUCGUUCAAGAUUGGAUACACGAUGCGGGAGCUAGUAUAUUUGCGUUCCAUCAUCAUUCCCGUGGCGAUAAUAAGCCGCAUAAUUUGCUUAUCAAUGGCAGGGGACGUUAUUACAAUCGCAUCUGGGCGGAGGCCAAGCAAAACCAUCAAAGACGAACAGGUGCUCCAGCACAGAGGCAGCUGUUCCCCAAAUCUGAGGUGGAUGCAGUCCAAAACUUGCCGCGACAGGCUCGUCUAGCCAAAGCCAAUACCACCCGCCUGCAUCCGGUCAACUCGACAUCCAGUCAUUCACGUAAACGUCGAGGAAAUCUGAAUCAAAUUCCUCUGGAGCUGGUUCCCCAUCAAGUUUAUACCGUGCGACGCGGUUUUCGUUAUCGUUUUCGUCUAAUAAAUGCCGAGUAUCUCAAUUGUCCUAUUGUCUUGUCGAUGGAUAAACACAAUUUGACGGCCAUAAAUUCUGAUAGCUAUGACAUCGAAGCGAUGGAUGUGGGUUCCAUUGUUACCUAUUCCGGGGAACGCUUUGAUUUUGUAUUGAAUGCCAAUCAGGAGGUGGGCAACUAUUGGAUACGUCUCAAGGGCUUAAUGGACUGCAGCGAACUCUUCACCUCAGCCUUCCAGGUGGCGAUUCUACGCUAUGAAGGGGCACCUGAUGAGGAGCCAAGCGAAGAGUUGAGCUAUGCCCACAAGGCCGAGGGUAUAGAGCUGAAUGUUAUGAAUCGUGGACCUGGCUAUCCGGAUACCAAAACAGCAGCCGAAAUGCGUGCCUUGCCCAUCUAUGAUCACGUUUCGGGCAUCGACGAUGAUACGUUACAGCCGGAAGUGGACUACAAAUUCUUUGUUUACUAUGAUUUCUAUGCCAAGGAUAAUCCAGACUUUCAUUCACACGAUUUGUAUGGCAUGCAAAUGAAUCUGACACAACCGAAUCUGUUGUACACUCCACAAUUGAAUCAUAUAACAUUGGAAUUUCCAUCGUUGGCUUUGCUACCGUCCAGGCAUCUCUUGAGCGAUUCAGAUUUCUGCAAUGACACAAGUCUGGCAGAGCAGGGCAUCGAUUGCCGCACUGAGUUCUGUAAAUGUCAUCAUGUGCUUCAGGUUCCAUUGGGCGCCGUGGUGGAGUUGAUUAUAGUUGAUGAAGGAUUUACCUACUAUGCCAAUCAUCCCUUUCAUUUGCAUGGCAAUGCUUUUCGAGUUGUGGGCCUGGAGCGUUUGGGUGAAAAUGUUACUAUUGAAAUGAUCAAACAACUCGAUCAGUUUAAUUUGCUUAAACGCAAUCUGGAUAAUCCCCCAGUAAAAGACACGGUUACUGUUCCAGAUGGCGGCUAUACCAUCAUACGCUUUGAGGCCUCCAAUCCAGGCUAUUGGCUCUUCCAUUGUCACAUUGAAUUCCAUGCUGAAAUCGGAAUGGCCUUGGUCUUUAAAGUGGGCAAUGAUGAUCAAAUGCUUCCCGUGCCAGCAAAUUUUCCCACCUGUGGUGAUUACUCACCCGACAAUCGUGCCGAGGCCACAACUUCCCCCGAUGGCAGUUUUAGCAGUAUUUCUACAGCAGCCCCAGAUGAAAUGGACGAUGGUGGAAGUGCAGCUGUUAGCCUGUCUAUACCACUUCUGGUCCUUUUGGUCAGUUUAUAUUUAGUCUGAUGACACUUUAUUCUUGAGGCUGGCGCUCCGAUGACACUCUAACACAACUUGACUUGCCAAAAAGUGAGAAAAACCCCAAAAAAAAAAUGAAAAUUCAUCACUUUAGUGUUAUUAUUUAUUAAUUGGCAUCGUUAUGGAAUUUACUUGAGAAAUUGUUUAAAUUAAUAGAUUUUAAAUAAGUUAUAUCCUAGAUUAAAACAUCUGUGAUUGUCUAUCAAGCAGCAUAUUCUGUUAAUAAAUUAUUUGCAUAAUUACACUUAA
This is a messenger RNA of Drosophila willistoni, 3154 nucleotides long. RefSeq names its product L-ascorbate oxidase (gene Mco1). The record is from RefSeq and is a predicted model, not a curated record. The coding region runs from base 74 to 2893 and encodes 939 amino acids. Gene Ontology annotation, cellular component: plasma membrane. Gene Ontology annotation, biological process: iron ion transport. The transcript has 4 exons. Lineage: Eukaryota; Metazoa; Arthropoda; Insecta; Diptera; Drosophilidae. Gene Ontology annotation, molecular function: oxidoreductase activity; copper ion binding.